AUGAGUGUGCUACAAGAUCUCAGUAUCAACACUGAAAAUCGCGACAAGUUGCCUGUAAAUAGUUAUAACAGCAUUGUAUAUCUUUCAAAUCUUUCAAAUCUUUCAAAACAGCCUCGUUUUUCAGAAAUAUCAAAACCUAGUCUAACAAACAAGCUUGAAUCACUACUACCAAAAGAAGAAACAUCGAUACCUUCAUCAAACAAGUAUCCUGGGAAAAUGGCUGAAUUAACUCCAAAAACAAGACCCCGCACGCAUGUUAAAGAAAAGCCUGAAAACCUUUUUUUAAUUGCACCGACGGAAGAAGAAAAGCCUAUCCAUGAUUCCUGUCGCAUAAGAUUUAAAGAAAACUUUGAUUUUCCGUGUGAUGGCAGCAGAAGUAACAGUAGUAGUAGCAGUAGUAGCAGCAGUAGCAGCAGUAUACGUUCCUUGAUGAAGGAAAAAACACCCUCUCCCCCAUCUGGAAAGUAUAAUCAAAAGUACCUUAUUUUAAACUCUACUAGCCCCUCUUCUAUCAGCGAAACAAGUAGUGUCAUCAACAAUAUCGCCAAUUACAGUCCUCUUGAUCUCAAGGUUCGAGCAGCGCAUGGAACUUUACAAAAUAACCUUUAUGGAGGGGAAAGUGGGGCGGCUUUACUAGAAAACGUGCGUACCCCAAUAGAAGAAAGAAGUCCUGAUAAUGACAAAAGAUCAAAAAUCUAUUCUCAAUCUCAAUCUCAAGUUUCUCCCAUUAAAAUGGGUGAUAUUCUUCCUCCAAAUAUCAUUCUAAGCACCCGCGAUAAUUCUUUUGACGACAGUGAUGACACUUUUGAAGAUACUCCGAUUGUCUUUGUAAGUUCGCAAAAGCAUCCACCUAGUAAUAGUACCUUUUUGUUCCCCUCAUUCGAAUCUGAUAACAAUCUUGGAAUGUAUGCUCCAGAGUCGUCGUCAUCAUCAUCAUCAUCAUUAUCAUCUCGAACAGGACUACCUCCACCCUCUGCAUCUCCAAGAAGUUCUGACUGUUCUCUAAGCAGUCUGAAAAUUCUUGAAACUAUUCCAGAAGAAGACCAAAUUUUUGACUCGCCGCAACUAGACGGAGUUUCUUCCAGUUUAGAGUUUGUUGAUAAAAACAAGUCGUCGAGUCAUGAAUCUUUGAUGGACAAAAUCUUCACUUCAGAUGAUAAUGAAAAUCCUGGGGCUGAAACACCAGAGUCUGAGGUUUCUUCUAUAAAUUCCACCGAUGAAAAACAAGCUGUUUUUUGUGGCCCAAAUCAAAGUUUGGCCUUUUCAAAUAAAAAUAAUGAUGAUGAAGAUGAAGAUGAAGAUAAAGAUAAAGAUGAAGAAAAAAAAGAAGAAAAAGAUUUCUGCUUUAAUACCAAUAUUUUUUUUGAAUCUUCCGAAAAUCCCACCAAUCCGAACCAAUCAAAAACUGCUGGUAAUGAUCUUUCAAAAAAUAAUUCCGGGUCUUUUUUCCAAAGCAUGCCACCUUUUGAAUCAUCUUUGAGUCCAGGAUCAUCAUUUUCCGUUAAGGAACAAAAACCUUUUGAGAACCACCAAUCUCUUUUCCCCUCAAAGUCUGCAACUGUCAUUAAAUCCAUUUUAAAAAACGGGGGGUCUCCCAAAGCAUCGUCAUCAUUAUCAUCAUCAUCAUCAUCAAACCAAUCUUUUAAUCAAAUUGUGGCUCCUAUAACAAAUGCAUCUACAAUUAAACCAUCAACGUCACCUCCAUUAUGUUCAGCUUUAGAAAAUAACGAGGAUAAUAGAAGAGCCCCAUCUUCUUCAUCUUCAACUUUUUCUCUAUCCACAUCAUCUCCAAAAACUCUAGGUAUUGAUUCUUUUGCCAUUCUAUUACUUGGAAUCGUCACUUCACUUUCUUUACCAACAGUUUUCCAGCAUUAUAAUCAUUCUGAUUUUCUUAUUGAUGUGGCCACAGUCGCAGCACUUAUACUGAUGGACCAUUUAACAAAACGUGGUGUAUGGAGCUUUUAUCGUGUUUCUCUCAAGUUCAAACGGAAACAAAAUUUAAAACUUUUGAAGGAGCAGUAUCGUUUUUCUGAAUUUUCUUCUUCUUCAAGACGCGGGACGUCUCAGGAAAAAACUAGAAAAACGAAAAAUUCCAAAAGGCAAAAACAACCUCAAAAGGCAGCAAGCAGAAGCCGGCUUUUGUGGUACAAUAUUGUGCAUACGGUAUAUUUUUUCAACAGUGUAGCAGUAGGUGCAAUUGCAGUAUUUUCUCCUCUAUUUAUGGGUAACAUGAUGAUGAUGGCUCAAGAUAAGCUGAUGAAUUACGGUAAUGCAUUGAUGAGUGACACCUUUAUUGCUAUUUACGUUGUUUACGAGAUCAUUCAAGGAAUUGCAAACCUUGCUCAGCUGGAGAUUGAAAACAGUUUAGAUGAAGAAAGGGGUAGUGAGAAACAUGGAAAUCCAAAGCAGCAGCAAAAGUCGCAUGGAAAUCGAAAGGGAUCGAUACUUUACAUUGAAGAUAUCGAUGUACUAAAAAGUGACAGCGACUCUCAAUCUCAAAGUGAAGAAGAAGAAGAAGAAGGUGUUGACAGAGGUGUGAAACUUGGCGAAUCAAUCUCCCAGCUUGAUCAUAGUCUUAAGGAAAUUUCAAGACGGCUAAUUUCCAAUGAAAAUGCAUGGGAAAAUGAGAUUGAUAGUCUUUGGAAGCAUCAAACUGCAACGCUGAAGAGUGUGAAAUCAUUGACAGCAUCCAAAAAACAUGAAGAUGAAGUACAUGCUCAGAUACAGCAACAAUUAAGUGUUUUGCAGCAACAGCAACAAGAAUUGCUACAUCGAUUGCAGGAAUAUUCUCAAAGAAGGGGGAGUGAGGGGGAUGAUGAAAAAUCUUGGAGUCCGAUAGCAAGCAGUACCAGUAAAGAAAAGAGGAGUAAAUACUCUGACAAGAGUAGCAAGUAUUUGGUGAUUGAAAAUAGUGACAUGAACCGUGGUUUUCCUAACGGCAAAGUUGCUGUGGGAGCUGCUGCUGCUACUGCUACUGCGGCUGCGGCUGCGGCUUCUAGUGUCACUGGUGGUGGGAUUAAAUCUAACUCAGUACUUGCUUUGAAUAAAUCCACCAACUUUGCCGGUCUUGAUAACGGGGGUGGAAAUGAUGGAGACAAGAAGUUUCACAAAGGUCUGGUUCAAACGAGUUUGACGAAAAACAUUCAGUCAAAGAAGAAACUUGCAGCUGCCGCUAUUGCAGCUACUGCGGCUGCAGCCUCGCGAAUGACAGAUGCAACGGCUGGUGGGGCUGGUUCCUCCACAAAAUCAUUGCCGCAGCUUGGUGCGUCAACAACCAACGGUCAUGAAGGUCGGAAAUACAUGAAUAAGAUUUUCAAUCUUGGAGAAGGCAUAGCUGGAGGUGAAGGAGCAUUUUUCUUGCCAAACGAGGCUCCACGACGUGCUGAAGGUGCAACUACAAGCAAUAUUGUCACUAUGGCAGCCGUUCCUGUGUCUGGAACUGCUAGUGGUAGUGGUAGUGGCAGCAGCAAUGAUAGUACGCUUGUUAGUGGGACUACGAUAAGUACGCCAAUUCCUGUUGAGUUUGGAAGAAACGGGUUUAGAGGUAAUGAAAAUGGUGGUUCUGUAAGAUAUGCACUUGUUUCUCAAGAGUGGAAAAAAGGUUCACCUCCAAUGGAACCACCACCUCAACGGUCGCGUUUCCGUUUGAUGUUACGAGUGGUGGUGUUACUGUUAUUUUGGCCAUGGAUUGUGGCGUUUCAUGCCAUGUUACUUCCAUAUCGAAUUAGUUACUGGAUUUUGCGUGUUUCACAUCAGAUUGCAGUGAAUUUAAGGGAUGAAGUUAAUGAGAGAUUAACUAAGAUUUUAACUUAG
Messenger RNA from Magnusiomyces paraingens, 3813 nucleotides. RefSeq lists its product as uncharacterized. The transcript has a single exon. Bases 1 to 3813 code for a protein of 1270 amino acids. The record is from RefSeq and is a predicted model, not a curated record. NCBI's taxonomy places the organism in Eukaryota, Fungi, Ascomycota, Dipodascomycetes, Dipodascales, Dipodascaceae.